GAAGAACUUAAAUGAGGAAGAUGGCAACGUCUCCCUGGAACGGUUUCUGCAGUGAGGCCACUUCUAUAUCCUAAAGGGUAAACAUUCACAGGAAAAAAUAGACAUUUACUGGUAGUCCUCGAUUUACGGACCAAAACUUAUGUUGCUAAGUGAGAAAUUUGUCAAGUGAUUUUUGUCCCAUUUUACAACCUUUCUUGCCACCGUUGUUAAAUGAAUCACUGCAGUUGUAAAGUGAGUAACCCGGUUGUUAAGUGAAUCCGGCUUCCCCAUUGAUAUUGCUUGUCAGGAAAAGGUCGCAAAAGAGGAUCACACGACCCCCGGGACGCUGUAACAGUCAUAAAUACGAGUCAAUUACCAAGAGUCUGAAUUUUGAUCACGUGACGCUGGAGAUGCUGCAAUGGUCACAAGUGUGAAGAGUGGUCAUAAGUCACUUUUUUCAGUACUGUUGUGACUUCGGAUGGUCAGUAAAUGAACUGUUGCAAGUCGAGGAGUAUCUGUUUUCUCUUUAAGAGAGCAAUGUUUUGCAGAAAACAUUUUGCUCCCCUCUCCUGGGAAUCCAGACUACGUUCCACCACAACUGUUCCACCAACUCCUGGAUUGUUUCAGACUGAUCUUAGUGAUUUUCUGAGCUAUCUAAAAAGGAGAGAAAUAGUCAAUUUUACCGUGUCUGGCAGUCCAGGGAUUGACCACCCAAAAAAAAAGUCUUCUCUGCCCAAAGAUCAAAGCCGGUGGAAUCGCCCAUCUCCAAUGCCUUCUCUUACUUUGGGCUGCUGCAUUGUUGGAGCGCUGCUGUACCUCACAGAUAAAAGUUGGUCUUUAACCUGUGAAGUUUGUAGAAAAACUAAGGACAAUUGUCACGGAGUAAGACAAAAUUGCUAUGCUUUCUUAGAUCAGUGUGCUACUUUCCAAUCAAUAAACCACAAAAGUGGAAAAUCUGUCACAAGAAAAGCCUGUGUCCAAGCCAACAGCUGCUAUGAAAACAUCACCAGUGUGGACCUGGGGGAAAAAGGGAUUAUCUCAUCCAAGAUGACCUGUUGUCGUGGCCUUGAAUGCAGUAGAAAUGUGCUCCCUUUUCCCGCUGUAAACACAACACCGAACGGGAAGAAAUGCAAAACCUGUUUUGCUAAAGAACUUUCCUACUGCCUUUGGGAAGACAAGAUUUCAUGCAAAGGAGAUCACACUUACUGCCUUGAUCUAGCCGGAGAAUCUGACUGGGGUGGAUAUGGCACUUUGGAAACGCAUGAUGAUGUCUUCACCUUGGUAGACUUUGCCAUGAAGGGCUGCGUCAAUCCCGCCUUCUGUGAGCAGUUUCAUGAGGGAUCUGUCUACUUUGCCACACUCUUUCUAAUGGGUGAAGGAAGCUGCAAGCCAGCCACUGAAAAAGCCACGAUUGUCACAGCAGCAUCCCACAGAGUUGGCUUCUUCUUCCAAGUGUUUGCUGGAUUCUUACUUGUGGAGAUCUAUGCUUGAUGACUUGCCUUUGGCACCUGAAUACUGCCUGAGACUUUUCUCCUGGACAGCCUCUUCAUCAGCCCUUUAGGCCUUAGGCAGGUCGUAGCCUUGACAGAAUAUGAAGAACCCAGAUCAUCUCAAUUAUAUAAGGGGUGGUUACUUUUGCAUCUUGGUGGCCUUCCAGAAGGAGCAAAGCAAGGCCCCUGAAGGCUACUAUACUGUAAAGCAUUGAUUAAGGGAAAUGGACGUUGACACAUGAUGGAUGAAGGGAGUAGGCUGCAUGGUGUAGAGCAGUAUUUUUCAAUCUUACCAAUUUUAAGAUAGGCAGAUUUCAACUUCUAGAAUUCGCCAGCCAGCAUGGCUGGCUGAGGAAUUCUGGGAGUUGAAGUCCAUCCAUCUUAAAAUGGCUAAGGUUGAGAAAUACAAGCUCAGAAAGUUAGGUAGAUACUGUGUUGGCCUGUUCUCAGAAAAUGGUGGUUCUGAAGAACGGAGGGACUUGAACAUGGUUUCAUGCUAAAGAAUGGGGCCCCGGGUGUAUGACAGAACCUGUUUCCUAGUUAUGUUGAUGGCUGUUUUUAUUAUUUUUCUUUUGGCUUGUUGUAUUCUGUGGUUUACUUGUCUAUCUUUAUGUACAUUCUACUUAUUUUAAUGUUAUGGGUUCCCUAGGUCAUAUAAGCUAUAUAAAUGAAUAAAUCUUUGGAAAAAAUCAACAUCCUCUCUGGGUCGUUGGGAGCUGGGAGAUCCUGUUUCAUCACUGCUGGAAGUGUGAGAAGUGUGUACAGGUGUGGUGACCAAGUUGAUGGGUGUCUUUUAUUGUAUAAAGAUUAAUGGUUUCCUCCAGACAUUGCUGGAGUUGGAGAGCAGCCAUCCCAACUGAGAGGAGGGAUCAAAUGAGGAAUUAGCCUGGACUCAUUACAUAAACACAAGAGGGCAAGGUGUCCCCGCCCUUGACUCUUUUUGAGCCUUAUCUAGUCUUUCCCAGGUAAAUCUGCCAGUCUGGGAAGAUUCCUGUACAAUAGGCAUAGAACAAUAAAGUAGCUAGUUUGAAAUCUACACAUGGGAGUCUUGAUAUUCAUACCUGAGACCAAGUUCUUCAUUGAGUGGUGUGAUAUGGAUGGCUGUAACAUUCUUUCGCUUGUUGGGCAAUUCUGGGAGUUGAAGUUCGUCCAGCUCCAACUAGUCAACUUUGAGAAACACUGUUUUAACAGGAUUCUGGGAAUUGAAAUCUAUAUAUCUUCAAGUAGCCAAGGUUCAGAAACACUGGUCUACAGGUAAGGAGGCUAUAAAUCCAUCAAAUAAAUAAAAUAAUUGAAAUUAAUGGGCUUUUUUUAUAUCAAAGAUUAGCUUUCAUAUAACCAUUCCAACCACACCACUUUCUCCGGGAAGAAAGCCAAAACUAAAACUAAAACAAAAUAAAAAAAUAAAGACAAAUGGGCAAUUCCAACUCAGCCUCUUGGCUUCUUUUAUUUUAUUUUACUUUUUUAAUUUCUUAGAAUUAGUUGGCAGGAAGAAUCAGAAGUUAAAAAUGUAA
This is a messenger RNA of Pantherophis guttatus, 2983 nucleotides long. Lineage: Eukaryota; Metazoa; Chordata; Lepidosauria; Squamata; Colubridae. The record is from RefSeq and is a predicted model, not a curated record.